CCGGAAACUCACACGAAGAAGAAGUAAACAGAAAGUGAACAGUGACUACGAACAAUUUCCAUUUUAGCGUUUUCAUUGUUAUUUUGAUGUUUAUUAACACCCUGGAACUCAAUAGAUGACUCAUUUAACUGCACAGCACCACAUACUUGCAGCGUGUAGUGUUUAAUACGCGCUGGAGACUGGACUUGUUUGAUAGAUGUUUUCUAGGUAACGCUAACAAUGGCUAACUGUAUGGUUUUUCACACUCAAAUGGCCUCCAUCAUGGAGGUGCUAGCGAAUGCAGCUGUAGCAGAGAUCUGUAAACUCGUAGACGACGAUUAUGCAGUGUUUCGUUUGGAAAUAACUCAAAGCCAGAAAGAAAACAGGGGAUUGCGAAGGAAACUACAGCUACUGGAAAUGAAAGUGGCACGGGAGCGCACAGAGAGGACAAUGAGAGAGCGCGUCCUCGCCAGUCGUCCCAGUAGUGUCAAGAUCCUCGACCGACACAGAGGAAUGGCAAGAGGUGAAGGACAUCUCACUGGAGGCUACAGGAGCUCUGUGAAGCCAGCGGGACACAAUACAUGGAGAGAUGACCAACCAAUCACUGUUGAUGAGGGGAGUGGAACCUCAACCCAGAACAUUAUCAUGCUAGAGUCUGCAGACGCAGAGGCUGCAGGUCCUGGAGUAAAGCAGGAGAGGUCUGAAGGAGAGGAGGACACACAGCACAGCAGAGACAUCCAGGCUGGAGCGCCCCCUGUAAGCACAGAGGAACCCACCACUGUCCCAGCACAGCCCAGGACCCGACGCAGCAUCACGGAGGAGGAUGAGGGUCCAGAGGUGCUGCUGGUGAAGGAGGAGGGUUGGGGGAACCCUGAGGGGACCAUGGUCAUAGAGGACAACCAGACUACACCACCUUCUGAAACCACAGAGGAACCAGCUGAGCAGCACAGGACCACACACAGUCUCCCUGAGUCAGUAGACAUGGAGGAUGGGAAGCCUGAUCUGCUGCUGGUCAAAGAGGAGACGAUAGAGGAUGGACGAGAGAGCACUGACCUGCUGAGUGGACUAAAGAUGGGGGAGCAAGGUGGUUGGCUGGAGGCUAACAGAGGAGACUGGGCAGCCAUCAUGGAUACCCAGACGGGUGCAGCAAAGGGCCCAGGGGAUAACAUCACUGAUCAGGCCAGGACCAGAGAUGACAUAUUGGAGGUCAGUGGAUGGGACACUGUCCUCAAUUCUGAGCUGGGGAUCAACACUGUUAACCACAACCAGAAACAUACAGUCCAACAAAAAACAACAACCAAAGACAGGCUGAGACCAGGGCGAGGUGUAGAUUUGGUCUGCGGGGACAUGUCCAUAUACGGCUGGAGAGAACAGACAGACUCGGCUCGCGAUGCUGUUUCAUGCUCCUAUAGUUGUGAUUCAGUGAGACUGAGAAUUACUGUCAGGUUAACUCCCUAACAGGUGCUGCCUUCAGCCUGCCUUCUAUAGGAUCUAGCAACUGGAACAUGGACCCUGCUACAACACAGCCACUCCCUGGCCUUCGUCCUCCUCACACUCUCCUUAUGUUAAACCAGACCUCAGACAAUGCCAGUGCCUCAACACUAAAUGGCUACACAAGCCCAUUGACAGUAGUAGUAAUGCUAUCAGUAGAUCCGGUGGCAAAGAGAAUCGCUUCCCUGGUUCGUUCUGUGGGAAAGCCUUCAGUUUCCCCAAACAGGUGGAGAUCCACCAGAGGAUGCACACAGGGAAGAAAGAAUUUAGCUGCCACCUGUGUGAGAAAAGGUUCUCCUACCAGCCCCACCUGAAAAGGCAUCUGAAGGUCCACACAGGAGAGAGGCCAUUCACCUGUACGCACUGCAGGAAGAGGUUCUCAGAGAGGAGCUCACUCUGGAUUUGUCAGCAGAAAAUGUGUAGAGUAUAGUGACAUGUAAUAUUAGUUCGUUUUUAGUUAAUUCUGUUGGUUUUAGAUGUACAGUUGAAGUCGGAAGUUUACAUACAUCUUAGCCAAAUACAUUUAAACUGUUUUUUUUCUAGUAAACAUUCCCUGUCUUAGGUCAGUUAGGAUCACCACUUUAUUUUAAGAAUGUGAAAUGUCAGAAUAAUAGUAGAGAAUUUUUGUCUUUCAUCACAUUCCCAGUGGGUCAGAAGUUUACAUACAUUCAAUUAGUAUUUGGUAGCAUUGCCUUUAAAUUGUUUAACUUGGGUCAAAUGUUUCGGGAGUCUUCCACAAGCUUCCCACAAAAAGUUGGGUGAAUUUUGGCCCAUUCCUCCAGACAGAGCUGGUGUAACUGAGUCAGGUUUGUAGGCCUCCUUGCUCGCACACGCUUUUUCAGUUCUGCCCACACAUUUUCUAUGGGGUUGAGGUCAGGGCAUUGUGAUGGCCACUCCAAUACCUUGACUUUGUUAUCCUUAAGCCAUUUUGCCACAACUUUGGAAGUAUGCAUGGGGUCAUUGUCAAUUUGGAAGACCCAUUGACGACCAAGCUUUAACUUCCUGACUGAUGUCUUGAGAUGUUGCUUCAAAAUAUCCACAUAAUUUUCCUUCCACAUAAUGCCAUCUAUUUUGUGAAGUGCACCUAUCACACCCACAACAUGAUGCUGCCACCCCUGUGCUUCACGGUUAGGAUGGUGUUCUUAAGCUUGCAGGCCUCCCCCUUUUUCCUCCAAACGUAAUGAUAGUCAUUAUGGCCAAACAGUUCUAUAUUUGUUUCAUCAGACCAGAGGACAUUUCUCCAAAAAGUACGAUCUUUAUCCCCAUGUGCAGUUGCAAACUGUAGUCUGGCUUUUUUAGGGUGGUUUUGGAGCAGUGGCUUCUUCCUUGCUCAGCGGCCUUUCAGGUUAUUUCGAUAUAGGACUCAUUUUACAGUGGAUAUAGAUACUUUUGUACCUGUUUCCUCCAGCAUCGUCCUUUGCUGUUGUUCUGGGAUUGAUUUGCACUUUUCGCACCAAAGUACGUUCAUCUCUAGGAGACAGAACACGUCUCCUUCCUGAGCGGUGUGAAGGCUGCGUGGUCCCAUGGUGUUUAUACUUGCGUACUAUUGUUUGUACAGAUGAACGUGGUACCUUCAGGUGUUUGGAAAUUGCUCCCAAGAAUGAACCAGACUUGUGGUUGUGGAGGUCUUGCGUGAUUUCUUUAGAUUUUCCCAUGAUGUCAAGCAAAGAGGCACUGAGUUUGAAGGUAGUCCUUGAGAUACAUCCACAGUUACACCUCCAAUUGACUCAAAUGAUGUCAAUUAGCCUGUCAGAAACUUCUAAAGCCGUGACAUCAUUUUCUGGAAUUUUCCAAGCUGUUUAAAGGCACAGUCAACUUAGUGUAUGCAAACUUCUGACCCACUGGAAUUGUGAUACAGUGAAUUACAAGUGAAAUAAUCUGUCUGUAAACAAUUGUUGGAAAAAUGACUUGUGUCAUGCACCAAGUAGAUGUCCUAUCCGACUUGCCAAAACUAUAGUUUGUUAACAAGAAAUUUAUGGAGUGGUUGAAAAACAAGUUUUAAUGACUACAACCUAAGUGUAUUAUGUAAACUUCCAACUUCAACUGUAUAUUCUUCACUGAUGAAGAGUGACAACUUUGUCCCUUUUUAGGUUGAUACUGGUGUUUUAAAGUGAGAUAAGGAUGGUGCCGUAAUUCAUGUUUACUUGACAAGUAGUGAAGCUGUAUGAAAUGUAAAUGUUGAACCUUUUCCAAAGUAUCUUAACAUUAAAUCGAGGGUACCAUAUUUACAGAAAAGGUCAAGUGUUACCAUAGUGAGAAAAGUUAUUGUACCUGUCACAUGUAUUGUUUGUGCAAUAAAAUGACUGAAAUUCAUGUUUGUGAUUGUAUGACCAUUUUGUUUAAAUUAAAUACAAAAUUGACUCUC
Messenger RNA from Oncorhynchus masou masou (cherry salmon), 3835 nucleotides. Its product is annotated as gastrula zinc finger protein XlCGF48.2-like. The transcript is spliced from 6 exons. NCBI's taxonomy places the organism in Eukaryota, Metazoa, Chordata, Actinopteri, Salmoniformes, Salmonidae. Bases 220 to 1437 code for a protein of 405 amino acids. The record is from RefSeq and is a predicted model, not a curated record. Gene Ontology annotation, biological process: regulation of transcription by RNA polymerase II. Gene Ontology annotation, molecular function: RNA polymerase II cis-regulatory region sequence-specific DNA binding; DNA-binding transcription factor activity, RNA polymerase II-specific. Gene Ontology annotation, cellular component: chromatin; transcription regulator complex; PcG protein complex.